This is a messenger RNA of Coturnix japonica (Japanese quail), 2096 nucleotides long. It is a transcript of the gene DOLPP1, whose product is annotated as dolichyldiphosphatase 1. NCBI's taxonomy places the organism in Eukaryota, Metazoa, Chordata, Aves, Galliformes, Phasianidae. Gene Ontology annotation, biological process: protein N-linked glycosylation; lipid biosynthetic process. The record is from RefSeq and is a predicted model, not a curated record. Gene Ontology annotation, cellular component: endoplasmic reticulum membrane; intracellular membrane-bounded organelle. Gene Ontology annotation, molecular function: dolichyldiphosphatase activity.
GCCCCGUAACUGCUCCCCAAUUGGUUGUUGCGGCCCGGCCCGGUAUCCGGGUAAGAUGGCCGCAGUCGGUGAGUGCUCGCUCCCCGCUCCGUGGCGGCCGGUGUCCCUCACUCACGUCGAAUAUCCCGCAGGUGAUUUCUCUGGUCAGCUUUUAGCUUAUUUGAGUCUUGGUCCAAUAUUCAUUAUUGUUGGCUUUGUAACGCUCAUCAUAUUCAAGAGAGAGCUUCACACGAUCUCUUUCUUGGGAGGGCUGGCUUUCAACGAGGGAGUGAACUGGUUAAUAAAAAAUGUUAUCCGGGAGCCACGGCCCUGUGAAGAAGCCCAUUCAACAGUGACCACAAAAUAUGGGAUGCCGUCCAGCCACUCCCAGUUCAUGUGGUUUUUCUCUGUCUAUUCAUUUCUGUUCCUUUAUUUAAGAAUGCACCAAACAAACAAUGCGAGGUUUCUGGAUUUACUAUGGCGACAUGUGCUGUCCAUCUGCCUCGUCACAGUGGCUUUGCUAGUCUCAUAUAGUAGGGUUUAUUUGCUUUACCACACCUGGAGCCAAGUCUUAUAUGGAGGUGUGGCAGGAAGUGUUAUGGCCAUAGCCUGGUUUGCCUUCACACAAGAGAUACUAACUCCUCUCUUCCCAAGGAUAGCUGCAUGGCCCAUUUCAGAGUUCUUUUUAAUCCGAGACACCAGCCUCAUUCCUAACAUCCUGUGGUUUGAAUAUACAGUCACAAGAGCAGAAGCAAGAAACAGACAGCGCAAGCUGGGUACGAAGCUCCAGUGACUCAGGAGGUGUGGGGACCAGAGCGUGUGUUUUAACAGAGACAGACAAGAGCAGAGACCUGGGAGCAGCAAGGAGCCUUUAAACGGACGGACCAAAGGAACAGGCAGGGACCAUACCCAAAACCUGAAAGCCUUUGCUCUGCUUUAGCAGCUAGCUGGAUGCUCCCCGAUGCAUGUGGGACCGUGCAGGAGUAGAAACUCAUUUUCAACACAGAUGCACAUUUGCCGGUUGGAAUGUACCAUCAUGUCUACGUCAGGGGAAGGGGGAGAAAAUGCCUGGUGUCAUGUUUGGGGGAGGGAAAACCAAAAAUGAAUAAUUUCUGUGACUUUUUUUCUUAUUUUUUUUCUUAUUUUUUUUCUUUAGCAUGAAAUAUACACACUAUUUAUUUAUUUUUUUUUAACUGGAGCUAUUGUUUUUGGGGUGGGUGAGGCCUUGUGUGUUUUGUAUUGCUUUUUAUUUUUGUUUGGGGUUUUUCAUUUUGGAAGAAGAUGACAAAACUCAUCUCCAGUCGAUGGUGGUUAAUUGGGGCUUUUAGUUUUUAAACAUUUCUCAGGAGGGAGGGGAGCAGAGAUGGCACAACUGAAAAGGGAGAGGAGGGUUUCUUCCCUUUCUACAACCAGCCUGGGUGAUCAAGACCAAUUCCAGCUGCACUUUGUACAGAUAGAAAGUACUGCAGAUUUGAGGGUUUUUAAACAUUAGUGAUGAUUCUGUGGGGAAGCCUGCACGGAUUCCGUUAAGGGGAGUGAGUGAGUGUGAGUGUGUGUGUGUAAAACAAAGGAAAACUGAAAUACACUGAUAUUAUUAUUAUUAUUAUUUCUACUGCUGCUCCUGGUGUGUAAUUAGCAGGGGUGUCUCAGAAUCUCUUCUAGGUGGCAAGGUUACCAUACAUAUCUCAUGUUUAUUUCAUCUCUUCCUUUAUUCUUUUAUUACCUCAGGGUUGUUGGGAUCUGUACAGCAUCUGUUGUUGUACUUGGUGUGCUACUGAUGGCACUAGAAACCCAUUGGUUAUAAGCAAUGCUAUGCUCCAGUAAGAGUCAGCCCAAAGCCUUACAAAAUUCAGUUGCUUGUCUCUGUCUUAAGCACUGGAUUUUUAUUUAUUUUUUAUUUUUUGUUAAAAGAGAAGGAUUUUAAGUGUGAACAAAAUAACAACUGUAAACAAAGAAGGUGAACAACUAACAGCUGGCUCAGCUGCUGUGUGAACUUUUGGGGAGUCCUGUUGGAAUCCAAUUGUGAACUCAAGUAGUGAACUUAUCCUGCCAGUCUUUAUGGUGGGUUGCUCGGGGUUCUGCAGGAGUAACAUUGAAUACCAAACUCCUACAAACAA